ACGAGUACUCAAACACCGACUCUUCCACCUUCUCCGGUGAUGCUACAACUACAGGCGCGCCGACUUUCCCCCAACGUGAAGUUCACCCAAAGUCUACUCCACGCACCGUAAGCGCAGCACGGAUACUAUGGUCCUGGAAAUGGGAGAUGUCGGCACUUGUCGGCGGUCUGGGCAUCUUCGCUGCCAUGGUCGCCGUCCUGGCCCGCCAAAAUAAUCACGCCGACGAUGAUUGGGUUUUCUUCCUUAACCUCAACUCGCUUAUCGCAUUAUUAUCAACGGUCUACCGGGCUGUUAUGGUCGCCGUCGCUGCCGAGGUUGUGUCGCAGUCAAAAUGGAUUUAUUUUUGGACUUCCCGGUCGCCCAUCUCGUUGUUGCGGCUACAAUACUUCGAUAGUGCUAGUCGGGGAAUAUGGGGGGCGGCGAGGUUACUGCCCUAUGCAGCGAAACGCAGCCCGGCCACCCUCGCUGCUGCCCUGAUCAUUGCCGUGUCGUUUGCUGUUGGGCCGUUUUUUCAGCAGUCCAUCGGUACCGUCGAUAGGAGUUUCGUCUUAGAGGACGGUACGGCAUCUGUCCCAAUCGCCAGGAACAUUAACGGUUCAGACACAUGGUACAGAACUCUCGCCGGGCCCGACUACGGCAUGUGGGCCUUCAAAUACGACGUACGAGCAAGCAUCCUUUCAGCUUUAUCCAAUCCUUUCAGCCAAGACUCAGCGGUCUCGUCGAAAUGUACUUCUGGUAACUGUACAUUUCCGAGUUGGGAGUCUGGCUUUCCAUCACAAAGUGAGCAUGACAUAACCCUCGCGACUGUAGGUAUGUGCAAUCAGUGCAUUGAUGUAGGGUCACUGGUCACGGUAUACAACAACAGCCUUAAUACUGGCAGUCCAUCGUGGAAACUACCGACUGGCUUGAAUGUCACGGCCUUCGAUGGUGCGAAUUGGAUGAGCGUGGCAGAAAGCCGAAAUCUUACCUGGGCUGAGAGCAUAAUCCCGUACGAGCAAGCGGCAACUUUCCGCUGGGCAUUUGCAAAUAUUACCAUGCUCGUUCUAUCAAACUCAAAUUCCAGCCAAACCGCCCAGGAUUACAGGUAUCAGGAGCAGACCCCAAACGCCGUCGUGUGCUCAUUGUAUCCUUGUUUACGAUCCUACUCUGCAUCAGUAACCAAUGGUAAGCUGGAUGAAAAGCUUAUAAGCACCCAGCCCAUGUAUCCAGACCUUAUGAGCUACACGGGAUCCGAUGUUGAGAAGAACAUAUCAGCUUUCCCCGAGGCAGGUACCUUGCCCGGUGAUGAGCCGCACCUUGCAGCGCUUCAAUCGCCGUGUUUGGUCAAUGAGACCGUGUAUACAUCUUCGAAUUUCUCUGCGUACUCCAACGCGUCUGACGUCCGAAUCCUCUCGCCUUCUGCUGUGGCAGAUAAUUACCCGUCUAUUAAAGCGCCGCCGCAAUGCCUGUUCAAGUUCAACACCUUCUUCUAUUUGAUGCUCGCCUCAUAUCUCCAGGCGGGUGUGUUCUCCGGCAACUGCAAAUGGGACAGCCGACAGGGCACCAACGUGUAUUGUGCCGACAAGUACUGGCUGGCGCAGUUCUGGGAGUAUCGACAUGCCAACCUGGAGACCAUUACGGGUCGAUUUGACAACUUCGCUGAGGCGGUCACGCGCCAGUUUCGGCUCGGACUGGGCCUCGACCAGGCCCAGGACAACGUCGUUCGUGGCAAGUCGUCGAGGACAAAGCCCUUCACGGUCGUCAAUUGGAAAUGGCUUAUCUUCCCUAUUGCACUGUUGGCUAUCGAAACUGUCUUGCUGAUCUGGAUGAUUGCGCGGAGCUUGAUAUAUCGUGGUGAGGAGAUGGUGUGGAAGGGCAACGUGCUGCCAUUGCUGUACCAUAGGGACAAGUUUGUAGACGCGAAUGGUUUACAUCUGGGUGAUGGGAUACCAAGUCACGAUCAGGCUGAUGGGUUACAUGGCGGCCAAAAGCUGAUGACGAUCGCGGAGAUGGAGAACGAUGCCAAGGACGUAAGAGUUACGCUCAUCAGGAACGGUAAUGGGACGAGCGAGAUAGGCAAUGUGAAGGAUGACAAGCAGAGUCUCCGUCGGAGAAGGGAUUGGGAUCAAGAUUCAUUGCUUGGGUCAUAGUCGGGAACGCGCUGACAGUUAAUACCAUCACCAGGCCGUUUUUUUUUUUU
Truncatella angustata is the source of this 2179-nucleotide messenger RNA. RefSeq lists its product as uncharacterized. The record is from RefSeq and is a predicted model, not a curated record. The coding region runs from base 147 to 2129 and encodes 660 amino acids. Lineage: Eukaryota; Fungi; Ascomycota; Sordariomycetes; Amphisphaeriales; Sporocadaceae. The transcript has a single exon.